AUGCCUAGUGCUACAAGCACCUCCCGGCCAUCCGCGCCGAUUGUCAUAGGUCCAACCACCAAAUCCGCAACUCGCCCAACUGUGCCGCUUCCAUCAUACCUGAUUGAGGAAGGUCGGCUGAAGGAAAAGGUGACUUUCGACGCUGCAAGCCAUUUAGCGUUUGAGCCUCCCGCCAAUGUUGUAUCCAUGAACGACAUCGGGCUUGACGGCCAAGGCAUUUCUCAAACUGCAGUGUCGGACCCUUUCCCUCUGUUUACACAAAGUGCAAUACAGCAGAUUAGAGCAGAGGUGUUUAGCGAAAAUGUCUUAAAAGAUUGUCAAUUCUCUUCUACCUUUAGUAGGUACAUGAUACGGGGCAUGGGUCCAGCUCGAGCUCCAUUCACAUACUCGGCCUGGAACUCUCCAGAGCUAGUCUCAUAUAUUUCGCGGGUCGCAGGCGUGGACCUCAUCCCAUCCAUUGACUUUGAGAUUGCCACAAUUAAUGUGUCUGUCGACGAUUCAACCGAGACUGUAGCUCCCAGAAUUUGCGAAAAUCCCGAGCCGCUUGCUGAUGGAGUUUCUGCCGUCGCAUGGCACUAUGACAGUUUUCCUUUUGUUUGUGUCGUUAUGCUGUCCGAUUGUCAGGGAAUGGUAGGUGGAGAAACAGCGUUAAGAACGGCGUCGGGUGAUGUUAUGAAAGUUCGGGGGCCGGCCAUGGGUACAGCCGUUGUACUACAAGGAAGGUAUAUCGAGCACCAGGCAUUGAAAGCCUUUGGGGGCAAAGAACGCAUCUCCAUGGUCACCUGCUUCAGACCCAGAUCUCCUCAUCUCAGGGAUGAAACUGUCCUAACCGGUGUGAGAGGGAUAAGCGAUAAGUCAGAAUUGUACUCGCAGUAUCUCGAGUACAGGCUCGAGAUGAUGGAGGAGCGCAUACGACUCAAAAUGAAGGAGGAACGAAGGCGCCAGGUUGCCGCGUUGCCGUUCGAUGUUGCUGAUGUGAGGAAUUGGCUGGUGGAGCAGCGGGAAUACAUCGACAGCAUGAUAGGUGAGAUGAUUGAGGAGUAG
This is a messenger RNA of Pochonia chlamydosporia 170, 1044 nucleotides long. Its product is annotated as 2OG-Fe(II) oxygenase superfamily domain-containing protein. Lineage: Eukaryota; Fungi; Ascomycota; Sordariomycetes; Hypocreales; Clavicipitaceae. Bases 1 to 1044 code for a protein of 347 amino acids. The record is from RefSeq and is a predicted model, not a curated record. The transcript has 3 exons.